GUGUGCAGAGGUCCGUCUGCCGAGCUCUUCGUGGUGCUGGUGGCAGUGCCCCUCCCCCCAGAGGCUGCCCAGGAGGGACCAGGGCCUCAGCUGGAGCCAGGCAGUGCAGGUGGCACUGAUGAGAAGCCAGGAGAGUGUGAGGGGCAGCCCGAGGCAGGGCCUGGAAUGGGUGGGCAGAGGUGGCCGGAAGGUCCUGCGUAUCUGGCUGAGCAAGAUGUCGGUGAAGGAGGGCGCGCAGCGCAAGUGGGCAGCGCUGAAGGAGAAGCUGGGGCCGCAGGACUCAGACCCCACGGAGGCCAACCUGGAGAACGCCGACCCCGAGCUGUGUACCCGGCUCCUCCAAAUGCCCUCCGUGGUCAACUACUCGGGCCUGCGCAAGCGCCUGGAGAGCAGCGACGGCGGCUGGAUGGUCCAGUUCCUGGAGCAGAGCGGCCUGGAUCUGCUGCUGGAGGCCCUGGCGCGCCUGUCGGGCCGCGGCGUGGCGCGCAUCGCAGACGCCCUGCUGCAGCUCACCUGCAUCAGCUGCGUGCGCGCCGUCAUGAACUCACAGGAGGGCAUCCAGUACAUCCUCAGCAACCAGGCCUACGUGCGCCAGCUCUCCCAGGCUCUGGACACAUCCAACGUCAUGGUCAAGAAGCAGGUGUUUGAGCUGCUGGCCGCCCUCUGCAUCUACUCGCCCGAUGGCCACGCCCUGACCCUGGAUGCCCUGGACCACUACAAGACGGUGUGCAGCCAGCAGUACCGCUUCAGCGUCAUCAUGAACGAGCUCUCGCACAGCGACAACGUGCCCUACGUGGCCACCCUGCUCAGCGUGGUCAAUGCCAUCAUCCUGGGCCCGGAGGAUGUCCGCGCCCGCGCCCAGCUGCGCAGCGAGUUCAUCGGACUGCAGCUGCUGGACGUUCUGUCGCGGCUCCGAGACCUGGAGGACGUGGACCUGCUGAUCCAGCUCGAGGCCUUCGCGGAGGCCAAGGCGGAGGACGAGGAGGAGCUGCUGCGGGCCAGCGGCGGCAUCGACGUCAGCAGCCACCAGGAGGUCUUCGCCUCCCUCUUCCACAAGGUGAGCUGCUCCCCAGCUUCUGCCCACCUGCUGGCCAUGCUGCAGGGCCUCCUGCUCUUGGAGCCCAGCCUCCGCUCCAGCCAGCUGCUCUGGGAGGCCCUGGAGAGCCUGGUGAACCGGGCUGUGCUCCUGGCCAAUGACACCCGCGAGUGCUCCCUGGAGGAGAUGGUCCAGAGGCUCCUGUCCCUCAAGGGGCGGCCCCGCCCGUGCUCCCUGGACAAGGCGCACAAGAGCGUCCAGGUCGACCUGGGCCAGAGUCAGAGGGGCAGCUCCCCGCAAAGGGCUGGUGCCCCGAAGGCGGAGCUGGAGGCCCAGCAGCCAGCGGUGGCCCUCGCCAGCCUGCAUGUUGCCAGCGUCCAGAGCCAGAGUGGCCUGAUGGCUCCACAGCCGACAGGCCUGGAGCAGCAGGAGCCCGCCCCACCCACCCCCGCACCCCCCCUCCCUGGCACAACUGCCGGGCCCCCUCCGCCUCCCCCACCCCCCCCCCCUGGCACAACUGCCGGGCCCCCGCCCCCUCCCCCACCCCCCCCUCCACCACCUCCACCCCUGCCAGGCUUGGGGGCUGCAGUCCCCUCACCCCCGCCACCCCCCCCACCGCCACCGCCACCGCCAGGCCCUGGUGGGACCAUACCCCCCCCACCCCCACUCCCGGGCAUGGGGGGCCCACCCCCACCCCCACCCCUGCCGGGCACCUUCGGGCCCCCUGCAGUGAGUGGCGAGGAGGAGGUCAUUGUGGCCCAGGUGGACCACGGCCUGGGCUCCGCCUGGGUCCCCAGACACCGGCGGGUGAACCCGCCCACCCUGCGCAUGAAGAAGCUGAACUGGCAGAAGCUGCCGUCCAGUGUGGCCCAGGAGAGCAGUUCCAUGUGGGCGUCACUGAGCAGCCCGGACGCCGAAGUGGUGGAGCCCGACUUCUCCAGCAUCGAGCGGCUCUUCUCCUUCCCCGUGGCCAAGCCCAAGGAGCAGGUGGCCGCCCCGGCCAGGAAGGAGCCCAAAGAGAUCACCUUUCUGGAUUCCAAGAAGAGCCUGAACCUCAACAUCUUCCUGAAGCAGUUCAAAUGCUCCAACGAGGAGGUCGUCGCCAUGAUCCGGGCCGGGGACACCACCAAGUUCGACGUGGAGGUCCUCAAGCAGCUCCUGAAGCUCCUUCCCGAGAAGCACGAGAUCGAGAACCUGCGGGCCUUCUCGGAGGAUCGGGCCAAGCUAGCCAGUGCUGACCAGUUCUACCUCCUCCUGCUGGGCACCCCCUGCUACCAGCUUCGGGUGGAAUGCAUGCUGCUGUGUGAGGGCACGGCCGUCGUGCUGGACAUGGUGCGGCCCAAGGCCCGGCUGCUGCUCGCCGCCUGCGAGAGCCUGCUCACCAGCCACCAGCUGCCCAUCUUCUGCCAGCUGAUCCUGAAGAUCGGAAACUUCCUCAACUACGGCAGCCACACGGGGGACGCCGACGGCUUCAAGAUCAGCACGCUGCUGAAGCUCACGGAGACCAAGUCCCAGCAGGGCCGCGUGACACUGCUGCACCACGUGCUGGAGGAGGUGGAAGAGAGCCACCCGGGCCUCCUGCAGCUGCCCCAGGACCUGGAGCUGCCCUCCCAAGCUGCAGGGAUCAACCUUGAGACCAUCCGCUCGGAGUCCAGCACCAACCUGAAGAAGCUUCUGGAGAUGCAGCAGAAAGUGUCUUCCUCGGUCCCGGAGGUGCAGGAGCAGUACAGCCAACGCCUCCAGGCCAGCAUCGCGGCUUCCCAGGAGCUGGAGGAGGUGUUCCAGGCCAUCGAGCAGAAGAAGCAGGAGCUGGCCAGCUACCUGUGUGAGGACGCGCAGCAGCUGUCCCUGGAGGACACGCUGGCCACCAUGAAGACCUUCCGGGACCUCUUCCUCCGCGCCCUUAAGGAGAACAAGGACCGGAAGGAGCAGGCGGCCAAGGCCGAGAGGAGGAAGCAGCAGCUGGCGGAGGAGGAGGAGGCCCGGAGGCUGCGGGGCGAGGACGGGAAGGCCGUCAGGAAGGGAGGCGGGAAGCAGGAGGAGGUGUGUGUCAUCGACGCCCUGCUGGCCGACAUCAGGAAGGGCUUCCAGCUGCGGAAGACGGCCCGCGGCCGAGCCGACCCGGAGGCAGCCAGCAAGGUGGCUGCCGCAGAUCCCACGAGGAACAAGGCACCCGCGGCCGCCGCGGGAGGCACCAGCCUUCCCGCCUCUGAGUCGGGUCUUAACGCUGCCGCCACCCAGGAGCCCCGGGGCUGGGACCUUGCGGACGCUGCCCCCGCCGGCCCACAGCCCACCCGAGACCCGCCAGAGAAGGGGGUUCCUGGGCCCCUGGAGAGGCGCUCUUCCUGGUACAUGGACGCCAGUGAUUUCCUGCCCACGGAGGACCCCCCGAGCUCCCCGCCCUCUGCACAGGGCUGGCCGGUGGUGCUGGGAGACGCCCAGGCUCUGAAGCCCCUCAGCUUCUCCAAUGACAAGCCCCCCGGAGCCGCGGGUUUGAGCCAAGAUGCCGAGGCCGUGGCCAACCGCACAGGCGAGGGCCCAGAGGACUCGGCUGCCCACGGCCGCCAUGCGGGCCUCCCCGCUGCUGGCCCUGGCGGGGACAGGGACGAGGAUGAGGAGAACACAGCCCCAGACUCCGCCCUGGACACCUCCCUGGACCAGUCCUUCUCUGAGGACGCAGUGACCGACUCGUCCGGGUCUGGCACCCUCCCCAGGGCCCAGGGCCGGACUUCAAAGGGAACAGGCAAGCGGAGGAAGAAGCGCCCCUCCAGGAACCAGGAAGGCCCCAGGCCCAGGCCCAGAGCCAAGUGAGAGGACCCACAGCCGGGCUGCUGGACGCACCACCGCGCAGAGCUCCUCCCGGCCGGGCUGGCGCCAGGUCUCCGGGAAACCACACUCCGUGCCUUACGCGGCCCGCGCCGCAGCCUCCCGGAGCCUUUGGGGUGUUGGCGGCGGGGACCCCAACCGGCACCGGGACACGUGCCCGCGCGGCGCCCUCCAGGCCUGCCUGCACGCCCCCAGCCCCCCGCAGUCUGCUUUCUGAAUGUCACGGCCCGACCCCCUACCCCACACCGCAUGCACCUUGGCGCCCGCCUGCAGGGGACCGGGUCAGGGGGCUGUGUCCCCAGGGCACACCAAGCUUGCGCCCUCUUCUCCAGUGACCUGAUGCCCCGAUUCUUCUGGGGACAGGCCCUCGCAGACCCCUCCCCCAAAGCCACGGGAGCCAGGCAGGGCGAGGGCCCCUGCUCCACAGCUCUGCCUCCCAGCCUGCUCGGCUGAGCUGAAGCAGUCGUUUCUCAUAAACUAUGAUGUGUCUCUACUGUCCUUUGGUGGCCGAGUGGGGAAUGGGGCGUGGGUGAGGGCCCCGAACAGAAGCAGACUGGCCUGGGUGCCUCUGCUCGGCAGAGGGGGCAGACCCCAUCCCUGGGGGUGGGGAGAGGUCUGCCCUCGGCCGUAGCCAGGCCUGCGGCCCCCACUCCACUACAGGCAGACAAGGAUCCAGGCCUCGGGGACAGGAAGGGUCUGGCCAGGGGUGCCACCGCCUCUCUCCACUGCCCCCCUGCACUGGCCCCCAGAUGUGCGCCAUCGAGACUGGAGGGGCUUUGGCCAAUAAAGAGCAGCCCUGGCCCAGCUCUCA
Messenger RNA from Phacochoerus africanus (Common warthog), 4673 nucleotides. RefSeq names its product inverted formin 2 (gene INF2). NCBI's taxonomy places the organism in Eukaryota, Metazoa, Chordata, Mammalia, Artiodactyla, Suidae. Gene Ontology annotation, biological process: actin cytoskeleton organization. Gene Ontology annotation, molecular function: actin binding; small GTPase binding. The record is from RefSeq and is a predicted model, not a curated record.